AAAGUGAAUUCAGUUGAAAAAAGCGCGCUGUGUGAACCGGGCAUCAACAUUUUUUAGCGGUUUAUUUUCAACAGAAAAAGACAAAUAAAUAAAAAGUCACCAGUCAAACAAACCACCUCAUUGUAAAUACAAUACUUUUUGUGAGAUCAAAGGAUAAAGUGUGAAAACAAGAACAAAAUAAAAAUACAAACUAUAGAUAAAGCGAAAACAAAAGCAAAAGAAAAGCAAAACGAUAGCCAAGCAAAAGACCAUACCAUGGCCAUAGAGUCACGCUCUACGGGCACUACAAGUGAUACCAUUAAACCCGCCAUUAAAUCAACAAUAAGUCAAAAAUCUCCAGUGGCACUCAACAAAAGACUGGCUGAGCAGCUGUUCCGUUGCGCUUGCGCCAAUUUUAACCUUCUUCUACUGACGCUGAUUCUUGGAUUUGGCAAAUGCUGCUCUGCCACGCCCAUUCCGCUGAGUACGCCCUCAACAUCCACAUCUGCAGCUAGCCCACAUAGUCCACAUAGUACACAGCCGAUUGACGAGGGCGGAUCGCUGAGCAAACUGCUCGAUGGCAAGGCCUUCAUCAACAUGGGCUUCAAGUUUCUGAAUGUCUCCGGAAAGAUUGGCACCCCCCUCGGCAUAGGGCAAUCUCUGGAGGCCAAGUGCGAUGAGAAGCAGUUCCAGUGCCGGAGUGGCGACUGCAUUCCAAUUCGAUUUGUGUGCGACGGCGAUGCGGAUUGCAAGGAUCACAGUGAUGAGCAGAUUAAAGAGUGCAAGUUUAUAGAGGCCACUUGCUCGUCGGACCAAUUUCGCUGCGGGAAUGGCAAUUGCAUACCGAACAAAUGGCGCUGCGAUCAGGAGAGCGAUUGUGCAGAUGGCUCCGACGAAGCCAACGAAUUGUGCAUGAACGCCUGUCCCAACAACGAGUUCAAAUGCCAAACGGUCGACCAGUGCAUUCCGCGUAGUUGGCUCUGCGACGGCAGCAACGAUUGCCGCGACAAGUCCGAUGAGGCGCACUGCAGAGCCCGCACCUGCUCACCGGAUGAAUACGCCUGUAAGAGUGGUGAGGGGCAAUGUGUUCCUUUGGCCUGGAUGUGCGACCAGAGCAAGGACUGCAGCGAUGGCUCCGAUGAGCACAACUGCAAUCAGACCUGCCGCGCCGACGAGUUCACCUGCGGAAAUGGGCGGUGCAUCCAGAAGCGGUGGAAGUGCGACCACGACGACGACUGUGGCGACGGAUCGGACGAGCGGGAGUGUCCGGUGGUUCCCUGCGAUUCCGUGGCGGAGCACACCUGCACUAAUGGGGCCUGCAUUGCCAAACGGUGGGUCUGCGACGGGGAUCCGGACUGCUCCGAUGGCUCCGAUGAGCGGUCCUGUGCGAAUGUGACCAAGACGACCACGCCCUGCUUGCCGCACGAGUACCAGUGCAAGGACCGCAUCACCUGCCUGCACCACAGCUGGCUCUGCGACGGUGACCGCGACUGUCCAGACGGCGACGACGAGCAUACGGCCAACUGCAAGAACGUGACCUGCCGGGCGGACCAGUUUCAGUGCGGAGAUCGCAGCUGCAUUCCCGGUCAUCUCACCUGCAACGGAGAUAAGGACUGUGCCGAUGGCAGCGACGAGCGGGACUGCGGACUGAGCCUCAGUUUGGGUGUCGCCCAAGGAGGCUGCAACACCACCAGUGAAUUCGAUUGCGGCGGAGGUCAGUGCAUUCCGCUGUCGAAGGUCUGCGAUAAGCGAAAGGACUGUCCGGAUGGCGAAGACGAGCCAGCUGGAAAAUGUGGCGUGAACGAGUGCGCAUCGAAGAACGGAGGCUGCAUGCAUCAGUGCGUGGAUCUGAAGGUGGGUCACCACUGCGAAUGCCACGAGGGCUACAAGUUGUCCCCCGACAAGCGCAACUGCCAGGACGUCAACGAGUGCGACAUCCCGGGCAAGUGCUCACAGAUAUGCGUGAACGAAAUCGGAGGCUUUAAGUGCGAGUGUGAAGCGGGCUAUAUGAGGGAUCCCAGAAAUCACACGAGAUGCAAGGCCAGCGAAGGACAUGCCUCACUCCUCCUGGCCAGACGGCAUGAUAUCCGGAAGAUAGCCCUCGAUCACAUGGAAAUGACCUCCAUAGUGAACAGUACAAAGGCAGCCACUGCCCUGGACUUUGUCUUCCGCACGGGCAUGAUCUUCUGGAGCGAUGUGACCACGCAGAGUAUAUAUAAGGCGCCAAUAGACGAGGGCAACGAUAAGACAGUGGUGCUGACCAAGUCCUCGGUGACCUCGGAUGGCCUGGCUGUGGACUGGAUUUACAACCACGUCUACUACACGGACACGCACAAGUGCACCAUCGAACUGACCAACUUCGAGGGCAGCAUGGGCAAGGUCCUGGUGGAGGACUCUCUGGACAUUCCGCGUUCCAUCGCCCUGGAUCCCAUCGAGGGCUGGAUGUACUGGUCCGACUGGGGCGCCUCUCCUCGCAUCGAAAGGGCGGGCAUGGAUGGCUCACACCGCACCACCAUUAUCAGCUACGACGUCAAGUGGCCCAACGGCAUCACCCUGGAUCUGGUGCGAAAGCGCAUCUACUGGGUGGACGGAAAGCUCAAUGUCAUCUCCUCCGCCAACUAUGAUGGGUCACAGAGGAGCCAGGUGCUCUACUCCGGCGAGUACCUGCGACAUCCCUUCUCGAUCACCACCUUCGAGGACUACGUCUACUGGACCGACUGGGACAAACAGGCCGUCUUCAAGGCCAACAAGUUCACCGGGGAAGAUGUGGAGCCCGUCACAGCAGUGCAUAUGCUCCAACAUCCCAUGGUGGUGCAUGUGUACCACCCGUACCGCCAACCCGACGGUGUUAACCAUUGCCAGUCGGUCAAUGGCCACUGCUCCCAUCUCUGCCUGCCAGCUCCCAGGAUUAACGAGAGGAGUCCCCGCAUAUCCUGCGCCUGUCCCACGGGUCUGAAACUGAUGGCCGACGGCCUUAUGUGCGUCGAGGAUCCUCUUUACGUCGCUCCCUUCACAAAAUCCCCGCGAGCCCGCAAAACGAAACCGAGGCCGAAAUUCCCACGCCGGCGAUUGCCCACGGGUGUCCAAGUGGGACAAGCUAACAUUCGGAUAGGACUUAACGAUGAUCUCCAGCUGAGCACAAGGCUGCCCCUUUUGGCGACGACUUUUGUUGCCGACCAGCGUCCAGUGAAGAACCAGACCCAAAUCGAAAAGACCACAACGCCCAGCGAGCAGCCGGAUUCCGGCUUCAUUGCGCUGGUGGUUAUAGCCAGUCUCAGUGGCUUUGCAGUCCUGCUUUCGGUGCUCCUGCUCAUUGGCUAUCGCUACUGCAGCAAGCGACGCAUUAACUCGAUGAACUUUGAGAAUCCCAUCUACCGCAAGACCACCACCACAGAGGAUCAUUUCAGUUUGCGUAAAAACCUGCCGGCACGGAUCUACGACCACACCAGUGUCAUGGAUGAGGAGUACUCACCCGUCAUAGGCAUAUCCUCGUACUAGAUUAAUUCCAUUGGAAUCGUGUAAGAAGUGGAUUGGAGGAUUAUUUUGCUUGGUCACUAGAAAAAGUUGAUGACCAAAGCUGACUCGAGACCCGUGGCAGAAAAACACACGCCUGAAGACUGAGCAACUCUGUGUAUUGUGUAAAUUAAUUAUUUUAAAAUUUUAAGGCACGGCAAGGACGGCGGGUCACCUUGAGGCGCAUCCUCAAAGGAUGCUGUACAAAAUACUAUGUCGCAGAGUUCUAUCACAAAAAAACAAAAACAAAAACGAAAAAAUUUAAAAGAAAACGAGAAGUUUAAGAAAAAUCUAAUUGCUAAUUAUAAAUUACAUAGUUCCAAACUGUAUAUAGCUGUAAGUGUGCAUUAUUUUUAAUGAAGCAAAUUAAUAUUACUAUACGUAAACAUGACGGAAAGAUCAUAAUGCUUAUGAUCGACUAUUAGUGCGAGUUGAGAUAUUAUAUUUCUGUUCUCGAGGAGCAGAAUCGUUUUAUUAUUACCAUUAUUACUACAUACGUAUUAGCCUUUUGUUAACUGUAUUUGUUAAGUGUACAUACAUAUGUAUAUGUUUCCCCACUAAAAGAAAUAUGAUGAAUAAUAAACUCAGAUUAUACUUAUGUGUAGCAUA
This is a messenger RNA of Drosophila elegans, 4101 nucleotides long. RefSeq names its product very low-density lipoprotein receptor (gene LpR1). The record is from RefSeq and is a predicted model, not a curated record. The transcript has 13 exons. The coding region runs from base 256 to 3477 and encodes 1073 amino acids. Gene Ontology annotation, molecular function: calcium ion binding; protein binding. NCBI's taxonomy places the organism in Eukaryota, Metazoa, Arthropoda, Insecta, Diptera, Drosophilidae.